Dufourea novaeangliae is the source of this 4442-nucleotide messenger RNA. Its product is annotated as zinc finger CCCH domain-containing protein 13-like. Gene Ontology annotation, cellular component: RNA N6-methyladenosine methyltransferase complex. Bases 202 to 4248 code for a protein of 1348 amino acids. The record is from RefSeq and is a predicted model, not a curated record. The transcript has 10 exons. Gene Ontology annotation, molecular function: metal ion binding. Lineage: Eukaryota; Metazoa; Arthropoda; Insecta; Hymenoptera; Halictidae.
AUAUACACGAGAAACAAUCGUUCCGAACAUAAACUGCAUGUUUGUGUGUGGUAUAUUUUAAGUAUUCCAUUGAUUCUUCGAGGGCCGUGCUUGUAUUUUCGAAGGCUGUACUUAUUAAUAGUGGUUUCUUAGAAAGUGAAUAUUUGCAUGCUGCAGUUAUGUGCUUCCAUUGUGAAAACAUAAUUGUUUUAUGGUGAUAAUAUGUCAAAAUCAAGCAUAAGAAAAAUAACGGUUGACCCUACGAAAUGUAAUACAGACUCUCGUCGACCAAGUGUGUUUGAGAGGUUGGGGACCAAACCAGCAGUUACUGCCGGCCAAAAUUCAUCGGAUUAUUGUAGAAACUGGGCAUUAAACGGCAGUUGUUCGUAUGGAAAGAAUUGCAAAUAUGCAAAUACUCACACAUUAAUAAGUCCAUCCAAGCGUGCCAAGAAGGAUAAUGCUAUUGCUAGUACAACAGGACUUAUUGAGGAUCCAUUUAAAAGGCUUACUUCUAAGAUUGUAAAAAAAGCAUCACACAGUCCUGAUCUGAAUCUAGAAGAGUGGAAUCAAACAGAUCUAGAAUACGAGGACGAAAAAGUGUUAGAAAGACGUAGGCAGCUUUUACAGCGUGAAUUAGAGUUACAAAUGAAGAAGGAUAAAGAAGUUCAUGGAAAAGACAAAGUGAGACAGAAGAAAAAGGCAAUGACCUCUUCCUCUAGUUCUCGUACUUCAAGUACAUCUAGCAGUAGCAGCAGUUCCAGCAGUGAAGAUUCAUCUUCUAGCUCAACGUCCGAUUCACGAAAGAAGGUUAAAAAAAUCAAAUCCAAGCGUCACCAUAGUGGUUCUACAGAUUAUGACGAAGAUAAAGAACGAAGGAGGAAAUUGAAAUUGAAAAGACUUGGAACGAAGAACGACAAACCAGCAAUUAAGAAGAAGCGUAAGCUAGAGAGUAGUUCGGCGAAAAAGGAAGUCAGUGGUAGAUCAACCAAGAAGUAUACAUCGUCUUCAGCGUCAAGAAAACAUUCUUCAACUCCUCGUACGAGAUCACCAGCGAUGCAGGUGCCCGCAACAGUUGCAUCUACACCAGCAACGGUACUAGGCUCUUCAAUAUCUGUUCCCCAUCAUGGAACAUCGAAUAAAGUCAGAGAACGAAAUAGAAGCGAAUCGCCGAAACUAGCCAAAGCUAGAGAUGUCGAAAAAGAGGACAGGCAUUACAAAAAAAUACGAGAUGUAGAUGAGCUACCUAAAGACAGUACUAAGAAUAAAUCAUUUGAUAAAGGCAAAGAUCAGGAGAAAGAGAAGAAUCGUGCUCUAGACGAGAAAAUAAAAGCCGACGAGAGGAUAAAAUUGAAAUGUAAAGAUAAGGAUAUACGUUCCAGAACGCCACCACCAUCUGAACGAUCGAAACAUCAGCACUCAAAAGAAGCAGUUUCAACGAAAACUCGGCGAAGUCGUACACCCGAGAAGACGUCGAGAUCGAAACGGGAGCCUUCACCGUCGAAAACGCAAGAUAGACAGGUUUCUGCGAACAGACCUAGGGAUAUGGAGAAAAAAGAUCGUGAGUCCCAUAAAAGUGAGAAAACUAAAGACAGGGAAGAGAUUAGAAAGACUGAACAGAGUAGUAAAACAAGGCAAGUGUCCAGUCAGGAGGAAAGCCACCGAAGGAUUGGGAAAGAAUUUGAGGAUAAAGCUUAUGUGGGUGAUAAGACACGACAGAAAAGUAGAGAACGACGGGAUAAGGAUCAUACGAGGGACGAGCGUGGUCAUUCGAGACUUGGUCGAGAUCAACGAGACAUUCGCGACAAAGACAAGGAGGACAUACCGGAACGUUGUCGUGAACGACAACGGGAGAGAGAUCGUGAUCGUGACAGAGACCGAGAACGGGAUCGUGAUCGGGAGAGGGAUCGAGAUCGUGACCGUGAUCGUGACCGUGAUCGUGAUAGAGAUCGGGAUCGCGAUAGAGAUCGAGAUCGCGACCGUGAUCGAGAACGGGAUCGAGAAAAAGAACCGUUAAAAGCCAGGGACAGGGAUGUUCCGCCCUUGGUUCCGACAUCGAUUAGUUUGACAACCGACAAGAAUUCACGUUACAGUCGGGACAAAGAACGAAUAGUUGGAAAGGAUAACGCCUUCGAAAAAAAUGGUACUCGUGAACGUAGGAGUGACAGAGAAAGGGAACGAUCCGAAACGAAAGCACUCUCUGAUCGAGAUAGAACGUCAUCCCAACGAAUCGAUGGCAGAUAUGAUAGACCUACCGUCGAUAAGGAUGCACCUGUUCGUAAACCAGGUGUAAACUCGCCCAGAGAUCGUUUCCCACGUGAAAGAUCGCUGGAUAGAACGUCUUUAUUGGAUAAAAGUGUACAUAACGUGCCACCACCGACGCAAGCACCCGCAAUACCUCCUGUUCAAACCUCUAUAGCGUCUUCGUCGUCUUCGUCUGCACCAGCAACGUUGACAGCGACACGAGAUAACUUGAUCGACAGGAUAGAUCCCGGGCAUUAUGACCGGGACCGGCACAGACGAUUUGGUCCAAGGUAUGAUCGAACUCGUGCAUGUGAACGUGACCAAUCGCUCGUUCUACCGGGUAAAGUUAAUCAUUUGGUUGGUAGGCGGGAAACGACUAGUCCACGUCGUACCAUUGAAAUCGAUCGAAACUAUAAUAGAAAUUACGGACGGGUGUCCGAGCAUUGGGACGAGCAAGAGGAAGCGUCCACGCAUUUGGAUUAUCGUGAACAUCAUGUUCACGAGGACGAAAGAAGAAAACCUGUUGACGGAAGAAGGUACGACAGCCCGUUCGACGAAAGACGUGGGAUUCGCGAAGAAAGGUCUCGGGAAUCUAGGUAUGUUGUGCCGGCUGCUGAUAGAACGUCCUUUGAGGAUCACCGGCAUCACCAUCAUCAUCAUAGACAUCCGCUGUACCCUGGUGAAAAAUUAAGAAGUAAUGCACCGAUUCGGGAUGAAAAUGUUCCCAACGAUGACUGGGACAAUCAUCACAGAGACGUAGAGCAUGGCAGAGAACGAGCUUACGGACCUGUUGAUUGGGAGGAAAGGGAAUGGCGAGUAAGGACAUUGUGGGACAGUAGGGAUAGUCUUCCGCGUUCAGAGGUGCACGAUGAAGACUGGAAUUCCCGGUAUGAUAAUUCCAUGUCGGAUUGGAAAUCGAAUGAUGCUCGAAAAUGGGAUAACCAGUCCGUACAUAUUCGUGGUCAUUACAGAAACGAUCGCUCAAAGGAAAUCGAAAUAGGAGAGUCCACAUCUCAUAAUAAACGAAGAACUUACAAUAGUUCAGAGACUACUAGAGAUGAAUGUACACUUCAUAGCUCAAAACAAGCCUCUCUGUAUGGUAGUAUGAAGGAAGAACCUAUCAAUAAAAAAUUGAUGGAACUAGCAGAGGGUAAACUGCCCACAACUCGAGAGAAGUCUACAGAUAGUUUCCCGAAAAAGACUUUGCCAAAAGAGAAAUCUGAAACGAAAGAAAUCGUCGUGGCUGAGCCGAAGCGCCCGUGUAUCGAUGAAUCUCUGCAAACGCUUCAUACUGAAAGUGAUCUUAGUGAUAUCAGCGAUGAUCCAGAUGACAUAUUAAACAUGGAAGACAUUACAGAUGUUGACUCGAAUAAGACACGGUCAAAGAGAGCUCCUGACUCUACGCAACGAGAUGCUCAGUCAACGUCCCAAGAAACUGCUCCGUCGUCUCCAAAAGAGACUAUAGAAGAAACUGUAUUUAAUUCAAAAGGAAAGGAUACUACUGACACAAUGUCAUUUAGAAAUAUGGAAGACGAGAACAUGGAAACUAUGGACUUCGAAGAAAUUUCGGACGGUGAACUCGAAGAGGACAUUAAAACGAGUGGUAAAGGUUUAGGAGAUGCUUUAGGAGUAGAUUGGGAAAGUCUGGUGAAGGAAACGCAGCCACGAAGACUUACGUCGUGUAAUCAAAAUACAGAAAAUCGUUGGCAGUGCAAGGCGAUUCUCCAUAGAAUCGGUGUUUCAGCGAAGUACGCAGGUGAAGAUUUGAUGAAGAAAUUAGCGAAAAAAUAUGGAAAAGAUGAUCAUUCGGAAUUUUUCCUUCACAAUGUUGCGUUCAUGCACACAGCACUUUCACGGAAUCGUCUGUUACAUAACCUGAACAAUGACAUGUUACCUGCGGUGGACGACUUUCUAUAUAGGAAUACCAAUGUACAUACUGAAGAGGAUGUGGAUUACGAUAUAGGAGUUUUAAAACCUUGUACAGCUUUAUACGAGGAGGCAAAAUGUUUGUUACAACAAGCUGUAUGAAAAAAGCGUUUAUUUGUAGGACAUGACUCCAAAAGUUGCACUCUGUUGCUAUAUUAUAUAGUACAGCAUAGGGCGGAAGUGCAUCAGUUUGUUACAUGCUAGAUUUGUUCAGCCAUUUACUAAUUGGUUGUAGCCAAUUUAGCCUUCAGCGGUGCAAUGUAGGAAAAAAUUAAAUUGAUACAUUUUUCUCUUAA